Anneissia japonica is the source of this 4528-nucleotide messenger RNA. Its product is annotated as PAN2-PAN3 deadenylation complex catalytic subunit PAN2-like. Gene Ontology annotation, cellular component: P-body; PAN complex. The record is from RefSeq and is a predicted model, not a curated record. The coding region runs from base 202 to 3564 and encodes 1120 amino acids. Lineage: Eukaryota; Metazoa; Echinodermata; Crinoidea; Comatulida; Comatulidae. Gene Ontology annotation, molecular function: poly(A)-specific ribonuclease activity; nucleic acid binding; protein binding. The transcript has 26 exons. Gene Ontology annotation, biological process: mRNA processing; nuclear-transcribed mRNA poly(A) tail shortening.
UCUACAUUGUUUGUGAAAUCUGAAAAAGUUGGGCCAGUUGAUUACUGAUUUAUAAAGAUGCAUCUAGGGCCUAUGUUCCUAAAGUUUGAUCAUUAUUAAUGUUUAGUUAUAUUGUUUUAUGCAUUACUUAUUCUUUAGCUUAACACUUGCACAGCAGACAGGAUUCACAGCCAGGAUAGACAAGAAGUGGCUUGAACUGAAAUGGAUUUUAAUCACAGUGGGUAUGGUGUCGAACAGUACCAGCCGCAAUAUUUAGCAGCUGUGGAUGGAUCCAUUCCUGUGGAUUAUCCUGGGGCAGAAGUUGAAUAUGUUAAUGAACCCAUUGGUGUGUCUGCGCAUGGUGAAUAUCAUGAACCCAUUGGUGUGUCUGCGCAUGGUGAAUAUCAUGAAGUUCACAGUGUGCUUGGUGAUGGUUGUGGCCAUUAUGGUGUCUCUACCGUGCACUUUGACAUUCAAGAGGAGCUGCUAUGGAUGGGAACGCAUCAGGGACAUGUAACAUCAUACUAUGGGCCUCACAUGCAGAAGUACACCUCAUUUCAAACACAUGCCACACAACCUAUUGUAGGAAUGGCCACGUUUGAGGGCGGUGUUCUGUCUCUCACAGCAGACAGUCUUCGAUGCAAUUCCCGUCAAGGAAUGCGCAUAUUUGAUUACAAGCAUGAGGCGAUGGUGAAUAUGCAGUCCAUGCUUUUAUUUGAUCCUUUUAAUCUUGUCAUGGGAGGCCAGAACAAAAAGUUGAUCAAGUUAGACUUAACAACAGGAGAGAAUCAGACGAUAUAUGACAUUGAUGAAGAAGUCGUAUCUGUGUUACGUACCAGUCAACGUUUCUUAUGCUGUGGUGAUAGCAGGGGGAAGGUAAACCUACGUGACCCUGCCACAAUGAAAGUAGUGCACUCACUUGAUGCACAGUCAGGUGGGCUCACUGACUUUGAUGUCCAUGGCAACCAGCUAGUUACAUGCGGUUUGACAGACAGACUUGGCACAAUGGCACUAGACCGUCUUUUGAUUGUGUAUGACCUCCGUGUAAUGCGUCCAAUUACACCCCUUCAAAUUCCCAUUGAACCUGUGUUUCUGAGAUAUGUUCCCACAUAUUCCAACAGAUUAGCUGUAAUUUCACAGUCUGGUCAGUUCCAGUUGCUUGAUCCCGGUGGUCUAGUAACUGCUGAAAGCAUGUUCUUAUAUCAAAUCAACACUGGCGGUCACAUGGUCAGUGCAGUGGAUGUGUCAACAAAUUUUCAAGGCAUUGCAUUCGGAGAAUCAGGAGGUUAUGUGCACCUAUGGAGUGAAUCUAAUAACGUGGUUUUCAAUGAUUACUCUCAGGAAACAGAGUUUGCUCCACAGGUGGACCAUCUGAAUCCUAUUGGCAUAAUGGACGAGUUCACACCAUUGUCAAGUAUUCCCACGCCCUAUGGAGAAUCAACGCUGCUGUCCGAGGCAAAACAUUCUGUCUCUUAUACACAUCUGGUGGAGAUCAAGUACUCUAAGCUUGGGGUUGAAGAUUUUGACUUUCGACACUACAACAAGACCAACUUCGCUGGACUAGAAACACACAUUCCAAAUGCAUAUUGCAAUGCUAUGUUACAGGUUCUGUACUUCAUAGAACCUCUCCGAUGUGCAAUGGAAAGCCACAUUUGUGCCAAGGAGUUCUGCCUUGCCUGUGAGCUUGGUUUCUUAUUCCAUAUGCUAGACCAGACUAAAGGCAAAACAUGUCAGGCUAGUAAUUUCCUACGUGCGUUUCGUACGAUUCCAGAAGCUUCUGCUCUUGGAUUGAUUAUAGGGGAUGCUGAAGAAGCAGCUGGAAGGGCAAACUUACCACGUCUUAUUCAAAGCUGGAAUCGGUUUGUCCUUCCACAGCUUAUGCAGGAUACACAGGAAAUUAAAGAAGAUCCUUUGACCUCAGAAACUGAUGUCAGCUCUGAAGAGGUCAUCGUAACGCCAUCGACCGUGCAGAGGUUGUUUGAGUCUGACAUGGACAUUGUGAACCGGUGCAAGUGCGGUAAAGAAACAACGCGGUCCACCUCAACAAUGCUCGUUACUCUCAAUUAUCCAGAUAUGAAUCCAGCAGGUGCUGGUCAACCUCCAAAAGUGUUCAGCUUUGCUUCAGUUUUACAAGGAAGUUUAUCAUUAGAACAUAUGACGCAGGCUUGGUGUAAAGACUGCAAGAAGUAUCUGCCGACAGUGCAGACGAGAACAAUCAAGCGUCUUCCCGAUGUGAUCGCCAUUAAUUGCCAACUAGAAACCAAUAGCGACAUGAUGUUUUGGAGAACACAAGAGGAGAUUGCUAAGCAGAAUGGAGAUGAAGUAGCAGAUACAAUAGUGUCAACAACCAAAAUGUGCAGAUAUGGAAAAGGAUGCACAAGGAAAGAUUGCAAGUUCAGGCAUUCUGAAGAUGAUGAAGGCAUUAAUGUAAUUAAGAUUAACACAUCCUCGUGGGUGCCAUGCGGAAUCAAGAUGCGACUCUCAGAAAAUGGAGCUCUGGAAAUUCAUGACAUAGACAAAGAAGAGGAGCUCACUAAAUCCAGUGACGAUGGCUUCCAAAAGUAUCUCUUACAUACGUCGGUAGCACACAUACAGGAUUUGAGGUCUGGCGGGAACCUUAUUGCCCACAUUAAUGUUGGCAAAAUGUAUCAUAAACGGAAAGAGGGUGUAACACAUACAAAUUGGUACGUGUUUAAUGAUUUUGCCAUUACGCCUAUUGAACGGCAUGAAGCCAGGCAGUUCAACCUAGAUUGGAUGACGCCCUGUGUUCUGUACUUCACGCGGACAGAUUUAGCAGAACAUCACGACACGACUGUACAUUAUCCAAUUGAUGAGUCGGUGCUACUGCAUAAGGCAUCACUAGCUCAAAGUACUGAAGUCCAGCAUAGCACGUUCACAGCUUUACAAUCUGGUGAACUCCAGUUUGAAGAUGGCUUCCCAGUAGCUAUUGAUGCUGAAUUUGUCUCUCUCAAUCAGGAAGAGGCUGAGAUCCGUAGUGAUGGUACAAGGACCACUGUUAAACCAAGUCAGAUGUCAGUUGCCAGGAUUACCUGCAUCCGCGGCGUUGGACCCAUGCAGGGCAUUCCUUUCAUCGACGAUUAUAUUUCUACUCAAGAACAGGUGGUGGACUACCUGACUAAAUUUUCCGGAAUAAAACCUGGUGAUCUAGAUGUAAUGAUAUCAUCAAAGCACAUCACAACUCUCAAAUCAACCUACUUGAAACUCCGGUACCUAGUCGACAGAGGGGUCACAUUUAUUGGUCAUGGACUGAAGAAAGAUUUCAGGGUCAUAAACCUACAGGUUCCUUCAAAUCAAAUAAUGGACACAGCAAUUCUUUUCAGCCUACCUAAGCAGAGACUUUCAUCAUUGAAGUUCCUUGCCUGGUAUUUCUUGAAACUGAACAUCCAAUCUGAAACUCAUGACAGCAUAGAAGAUGCGCGCACAGCAUUACUUCUCUACCAGAAGUACCUGGAAGGCAGCGACAAUGGAAACGAUAAAGUGUCGUGGAAAGCAACUCUCAAAGAACUGUAUGAACAGGGUCGAAAAUUAAACUGGAAAAUACCAGAACCGGAUGCUAGCCAAUAGUUAUGCUUUCAUAAACACAUUCUGCUUUCAUCAAUAGUGUUACAGGACCUGCCAUAGUGGCCAAUUGUAGCAUAAUUAUGCUUCAAGGCAUAAUUUUGACCCCAUAGCAUGUACAUCAAUGCUACGCAUAAUUUCAUGAAAACGUAGCAUAAUUUAGAAUUGAUGUAAAUUUCAUUACAUUUAGAAAAUAAAUUGCAAAAAAGUCAGAUAGUGCCAUUUCCGAGCAUCUAGAUGCCUAUUUUUGAAAUUUUCUCACCUCACCUAGAAAGGCAAAUAAGGUAAGGGGGAAUGGCAACGAGUGGGUUAAAUCUGAUUUUAGCCAAAUACGCUAUUUUGAACGCAAAAAGUACUGCAUUCCCGACUGCCGGGUAUCCAAGUACUAAAAUGUUAGUUAAAUCCAUGGCAGUCAUGUAUAUAUCAGCUAUUUGAGGCUUAGCAUCUGUAGCAUAAUUUUAUUCCAGGCAAUAGCAUAAUUUCAUUCGACACAGUGUCAACGAUGGGACCUGCUAAUAUUUACUUAAUGCACUUCCCCUGGAUGCGUGCAAUAUAGCGGGGCACUAGCUGGGACUGACCCCGGGUUGUACAGAUAUUUUUAGUCCUUGGAAUGCCGGAAUGUAUCUAGGACUGACCAGGGAAUGUAAUCGGACUGGAAAGGGCCGAGAAUGACAGAGUUUUUUUUCUGUGGUUUUGGAUAUUUGUGGUCAAAGGUCACAAAUGAGGCUACACAUUGCACAAGAGGCAAACAAGGUUGGGACCUGAGGAAAUUCUUAGUAAAGUAUUUGCUCAACAAAGAUAAGAUAAAACAAGAAAUAAAUGUAUUUUAAAAUGCGAGUCCUGUUUAACAAUCUCUUUAAAAUUAGACACAUGAAGGUAAACUUAACAGAGUAGUGGAUUAUGACCUUAAAUUAUUGUUGGUAAUGUGUAUUUUUUCUUACAAGUUGAUAAAUAAAUAUCAAUUGAUGAA